Stylophora pistillata is the source of this 4122-nucleotide messenger RNA. RefSeq names its product 1-phosphatidylinositol 4,5-bisphosphate phosphodiesterase classes I and II. Lineage: Eukaryota; Metazoa; Cnidaria; Anthozoa; Scleractinia; Pocilloporidae. Gene Ontology annotation, biological process: release of sequestered calcium ion into cytosol; phosphatidylinositol-mediated signaling; G protein-coupled receptor signaling pathway. The record is from RefSeq and is a predicted model, not a curated record. Gene Ontology annotation, cellular component: cytoplasm. Gene Ontology annotation, molecular function: phosphatidylinositol-4,5-bisphosphate phospholipase C activity; calcium ion binding.
UUUCGAAUGUAAACAAACCCUUGGUGAUAUAUUAUAUUGCAUGUGUGGGUUUCGGUUCAUUGCCAGCGCUUCUAUUAAAGGGUCGAUCGCUUGUAAAUCUUUUCCCUAUCAACAACUUGAUGUUUUCUUUGUUUAUAAAUAACAAUCGCCCUGAGCAUGGCAUGAUCGCCAAGGAAAGAAGCGAAAUGAAGAAAUGCUGAGCAAUUUUGUCGCUUUUACCCCUGUCUGUGUAGGAAGUUUGGAAGUUCUACAAACGCAUUGUUGGCGAUUGACGGCUUGACCAAUCAGAGAGCACUACUGGCCUCGCAGUAAUUCGCCUAAAGCCGUCAGUGUUUUGAAUUUAGCUUAAAACAUGGCGGGCGGUGAAGCCGUACUGGAAAGGCUCACACAUCCCGAAGUCGCGGAUUUUUUGAUACGAGGGGCAAGGUUCAUAAAAUGGGACGAGGACUCCACGGUAGGACUGCAAUGUACGGUCAAGGUAGACACGGCGGCCCAUUUAAUUUAUUGGAGAGCCGAAGAUAAGGAGACCGAUCUUUUGGAGUUGACUUCUAUUCGGGAUAUAAGGACAGGAAAAUCAGCGAGAAUUCCAAAGGAUAAAAGCUUGCGUGAUUCUUUAAAAAUUGGCGGAUCUGAAGAAGACACUUUACAUGACAAGACUAUUACAAUUGUGUACGGGUCAACUUUGGUAGAUCUCUGCUAUGUGAACUUUGUGACUCCAGGAUCUGUCAGCACUGCAAGUGAAUGGGCAGAUGCUUUGUUUUGCUUAACACAUAAUCUCUUGGCUAUAAAUGCUUCACCUAUCUCCUUCCUUGAAAAACUCCACUCUAAAAUAUGUGUCCAAACAAGUGGAGAUGGAAAAAUACCAGUAAAAAAUAUUUUAAAAUAUGUGAGUUCUAGUAAAGAAGAUAAAAAGAGAGUGUUGGAUACUCUUCAGUCUGUGGGUUUGCCUCAUGGAAAAAAUGAUACCAUUGCCCCUGAUAAAUUUAGUUUUGAAGAAUUCUGGGCAUUCUACAGCAGACUAUGUGACAGAAAAGAUAUUGACAACAUCUUUGCUGAAAUUGGUGCAAAGAAGAAGCCCUAUCUGACAGUGGAGCAACUUGUGGAGUUUCUCAACAGUGAACAAAGAGAUCCUCGCCUAAAUGAAAUCCUUUUUCCUUACUGCACGAGUGAAAAAGCUCAAGCCAUAAUUGAAAAACAUGAACCAAACAGAGACUUUGCAAAGAAGGGGCACUUCUCUGUUCAAGGACUUACAAGAUAUCUUAUGAGCGAUGAUAAUUUUAUCAUCAUACAUGAUCGCUUGUCGUGUUAUCAAGACAUGACACAGCCAUUAUCACAUUAUUUUAUCAAUUCAUCACACAACACAUAUCUAACAGGUCACCAGUUGACUGGGAAAUCAUCAGUAGAAAUGUACAGACAAGCGCUAUUGGCUGGUUGCCGCUGUAUAGAAUUGGACUGUUGGGAUGGAAAAGACCAAGAUCAAGAACCUGUCAUCACCCAUGGAAUGACAAUGUGUACACAGAUCUCAUUUAAGGAUGUGAUAGAGGCAAUUGCAGAGUGUGCUUUCAAAACAUCAGAAUACCCCGUUAUUCUUUCCUUUGAGAAUCAUUGCAGUCCGAAGCAGCAGGCUAAGAUGGCAGCAUAUUGUGUCAGCAUCUUUGGUGAAAUGCUUCUUGACAAAGCCUUAGAUGAUUUCCCUUUAGAAGAAGGGAAAAGCCUUCCACCUCCAAAAGCACUCUUAAGAAAGAUUGUAAUUAAAAACAAGAAAAGGCCAAGUAAACGUGAAGAAGGUGUGGAUGUAGACAAGGCCCCCAUAGACAGCACCGCUGUGAUCAACACUGACAGCAAGGUGGAAAAGGUUGAUGGAGAGAUUACUGAGAAUGGUGGCAGUGUUAUUACUGAGGAGGAUGUAAGCAAAGCAGAUCAAGAAGAGGUUGCCCCAGAAGUUNUCUUACUUAACAGAAGUUAUGAGAUGUCCUCUUUUGUGGAAAAUAAUGCAACGGCCUUACUAAAAGAAAGCCCUGUGGAAUUUGUCAAUUACAAUAAGCGUCAGUUGAGUAGAAUUUAUCCCAGUGGGACAAGAGUUGGGUCUGCCAAUUACAUGCCCCAGAUUUUUUGGAAUGCAGGAUGUCAGUUAGUUGCCCUUAAUUAUCAAACUUUAGACUUGCCCAUGAUGUUGAACCAAGGAAUAUUUGAGUACAAUGGCCGUUGUGGGUACAUAUUGAAGCCCAGCUUCAUGUGUCGGGCUGAUAAAUCAUUUGACCCAUUUGCUGAGUCCACAGUGGAUGGGAUUAUUGCUGGUGCAGUCACUGUUAAGGUUAUCUCUGGACAGUGGCUUACAGAAAAGAAAGUUGGCACAUAUGUUGAAGUAGACAUGUAUGGUUUACCAGCGGACACUGUCAGAAGAAAAUACAAGACUAAGAUAGUGCCAAAUAACACUAUCAACCCAGUCUAUGAUGAAGAACCUUUUGUGUUUAAGAAGGUUGUCUUACCCAGCUUAGCAGUUUUAAGAAUAGCAGUUUAUGAAGAGAGCGGGAAACUCAUCGGCCAAAGAAUACUGCCAGUAGUUGGUCUCAGUCCAGGUUAUCGUCAUAUCAAGCUACGUAAUGAAUCUAAUCAACCGCUUUGUCUCCCAACAUUAUUCGUGCACAUUGUUACGAAGGACUAUGUUCCAUCUGGAUUUGAAGAUUUCGCAAAUGCUUUGUGUGACCCUAUUGCAUAUCAUCAAGAAGAGAAAAGACAACAACAGUUGCAGUCUUUGUUGGAUGAAGAAGAAGUGGAGGAGGAUGCGACAGGCUCCAAAGCUGUGGAAGAAGAUGGUGGAAAAGCAACUGAAAACGCAAAAACAAAGUCUGCACCGGGGAGAGAGACAAGGAAGUCAAUAUCAAUAAAGUCUGAGAAAAAGUCAAUCAAAAGAAAUUGCACAAGUGAUUCACUCGUAGCUGAGAUCAAUCCUCCGAAUCAAAGGCGAGGCUCAGAAAUGAUUCUAAGAGAGGCGUUACGGCGAGACAGUUCCCGCGACAGUAUUUCUGGCAUCAAACCACUUCAGUCAAAGAAGAGCGGCAAUCUGCAUACCAUGACUAGUCGUUCCCUUUCACUCCAAGCAGCCCCUGUCACAGUAGAGAGAGGACCUUUUGCAAAAAGAUCAAGGAGUACUAAAAAACGAGAAGGCAAGACGCAGUCUCUUAUCUGUUUUACUGUUGAAGGUAAGUACCUGAAGGAUCUCAUGUGGGCGAGGACUGUUCAAGGGGCCAUAUUUACGGACCUAUCUCUUUGAGGACUUAACUUUUACGGACUUACCUUUUCACGGACCUGUCUGGUUUUUUUUUUUUUUUUUUUUUUUUUCUGAUUUGAAACCAUUGGGACAAGACAUUUUGAAACUUUUCCGCUGUUUUCUUACUCAAAUUUCGUUUGUUUUGACCUGUUGUCAUAUCCGGCUGAGAAAAUAUUCCUAAGACCAGAGAAUUUAUGGAAGUUAUACUAGCAAACAAGCUCCCCCCGGUAAGGGGAUGACAUUCAGUUUUAGACCAUGCAAGUCAAUUAUUACCCAUACGCAUAAAACAAACAAAUUCCUUCACUUGCCUUAAAAACUAUGGUGACAAGUAUUAAAAAUGCUCUUUUUAAAAAUUUUCUCUCGCGUCGUUCAAAACACUGGAGUUUCAAAUUGUAACAAGCAAAGUUUUCAAAAUUAAUGUUUAACACCCCUAUGGGGCUUAAACCAUUUAAACAAAAGAAAAAUAACCAUUGAGUGAGUAUGAUAUUGCUUUAAUCAGAAGGCCUUGAACCAGUCUUUUUUCAAUAAAUCUGAUAAAUGCGAGGCCUCAAAUCCACAUGGGAACCAUCGGGUAGGUAGAUUCAGUAUUUAUUUUAUUUAUUAUUUAUUAACUGCUAAUUAUUAUAAGGUGUGUUUCUAACAGUUGAUAUAUAUAACUUUAACCUUUUUUUUUUUUUCAUGUAAUGACCAGCAAACUUACAUUUCGGACUAUGUAUAUCAUGAGUUAGUUUAUAAAGUUGAGUUGUACUUUGACUAACUGGUCACUGAGAUGAAGUUAACCGAUAAGAGCGUUUUUCGAUUGAGUGUCGCAAAACUUAACAGCCAAUCAAAAGAAAGGAAAGUACUUUUAA